This is a messenger RNA of Arachis ipaensis, 1497 nucleotides long. NCBI's taxonomy places the organism in Eukaryota, Viridiplantae, Streptophyta, Magnoliopsida, Fabales, Fabaceae. The record is from RefSeq and is a predicted model, not a curated record.
AUGGCUCAAUCUAAGCAUAUAGACAAAGUUCUUGAUAGGCAUAGUGAUGAAACUAUUACAAAUAACCGUUUAAGGUUGAAGACAUCUAUUAAUGCUAUUCGAUGGCUUGUAUUUCAAGCAUGUGCAUUUAAAGGCGAUGAUGAAAGUCCUGGAUCUUUGAAUAGGGAAAAUUUUAUUGAGUUAAUUAAGGUUUUAGCUUCCUGUAAUCAGAAUGUUAAUAAUGUUGUCCUUGAAAGUGCUCCUGAAAAUGCUCAAUAUAUAUCUCUCGAAAUUUCAUUAGUUCUUUCUCGUCAUAAUCUUGAUGUCCAAAAUCUUAGGGGACAAGGGUACGAUGGAGCUACCAAAGAAGUUUGUUAUGUUCAUCAAUUCUUUUCAAAACUUACACUAAUUAUGAAUGUUGUGACUGUUUCUGCUAAAUGUCGUGAUCAGUUAAGGGUUGCUCAAGCAAAUAAUGUUGCAAACUUAAUUGCCAAUGAUCAAAUUGUGACAGGUAGUGAACUUAAUCAAAUUGGUACUUUGCAAAGAGCUGGAGAUACUAGAUGGGGGUCUCAUUUGAAUUCUGUACGUAGCUUGUUAUGCAUGUUUGAUGCUACUUGUGAAGUUCUUGAAAAAAGUACCGAAGAAGGUAAUUUCUCCACUCGUGGUGAUGCUAGUGCUGCUUAUGAUGCUAUCACAUCCUUUGAAUUUGUCUUUGUUUUGCAUUUGAUGAGAAAUAUUUUGGAAGUUAGUCAUGAUCUUUGUCAAGCUUUGCAACGAAAAAAUCAAGACAUAUUGAAUGCUUUAACUCUGGUUUCUACUACCAAGACUUUAAUCCAAAUAAUGAGAGAAUCAAGUUGGGAGGCUUUCAUAAAAGAAGUUAUAUUAUUUUGUGAGAAACAUGAAGUUGAAGUUCCUGAUAUGAAUGCAUUACAUAUUCCUAGAAGAGGCCGAACUCGCAAAAUUGUUGAUCAAAUUUCAGUGGAGUAUCAUUACCGUGUUAAUUUAUUUCUGGCUGUAAUUGAUACACAAUUGCCAGAGCUUAAUGGAAGAUUCAAUAAUAAUAUGGUGGAAUUGCUUACUUUAAGUUCAACUUUAGAUCCCAGAGAUAAUUAUAAGUUCUUCAGUGUCAACAAAGUAUGUGAAUUAGUAGAACGAUUUUAUCCAGGUGACUUCAGUGACCAAGAGAAAUUUCACAUUAGAAUGCAAGCUCAACAUUAUGAACUUGAUGUUCCUAAUCAUGUUGAAUUAACUAACUUGUGCACAAUUUCGGAGUUAUGUCAAGGAUUAACGAAGUUAGGAAAGUCUUUAACAUAUCCUUUGAUUGAUCGUUUGAUUCGCUUGAAGGACUAUAAUCAAUAUGAUGAUGAUCAAUAUUAUGAUGCCAAAUUGCCAAUGAAUGUGGACUUCCGGAAUUCUUCUGGUGCUUCCUUGCAAACUGCAACUGCUGGACCCACCGCAGACAUACGAAUUCACUCUUGCCACGUGGCACUCUAUGUCAUGGAGUUGCUUACCUUGUGA